Symbiodinium sp. CCMP2456 is the source of this 432-nucleotide messenger RNA. The record is from the annotation of a GenBank genome assembly. Lineage: Eukaryota; Dinophyceae; Suessiales; Symbiodiniaceae.
GACCCGUACGACUACUUGCAGUAUCCGAAGGUGACGCUGGAUCGCGUUCAGCGCUAUGGCGGCCUUGCGAAUCCAGCACUUCCGUGGCCAUCCCUCGAUGAGGCUGUGGACGACAGCGCCGUCGGCAAGCUAACGCGCAUGACGCAAUCCAAGUUCGAGGAGCACAUCUUGCUCGCAUCCCUUCAUGAAAUGGACAGGCUCAUGGUGGACAUGGCCAUCAAACUGCAGGUUCGUCCUCCAGGAACCUCGGGUGGAACCAAGGACUACUCCGCGAUGCAUUCCGAGAAGCGCGAUGAAAGCAAGAUUGCUGAAUCUGUUGAUGAUCACGAGCAUGACGUCGGCACCGUAAAGGAAACCGAAGUCUCAGAGGAGUUGGCCGUGAACGAGAAAACCGUGCACCUCGGUGCGAAGCGGUCUUCGAGUUUGAUGUAG